Molecule: messenger RNA, 1616 nt
Organism: Somion occarium
Lineage: Eukaryota; Fungi; Basidiomycota; Agaricomycetes; Polyporales; Cerrenaceae
Source: the annotation of a GenBank genome assembly
GCAGGCCAGUAGGAGCUAUGACGUCACGCCACUUGGAGCUGUCGCUGGCGUACUUCAUACUCGUAUGCGACCGUUGCUGUAUACGUUUCGCCCCGCCCUCUUCGCGGGUAUGAUUCUCCUCCAACGAUGGUGUUCGCCAUGACAGUGAGCUCUUCGCUGUCGUCUAGCUUCUUUGGCGCACUCGAGGGCGCAUUCUCAGUGUUCCUCAUUCUCUUUGCUGGCUACUAUGUAGCAGAACGAGGUCUCAUCGACCGCAACACUAUCAAACGAGUUUCAAAUCUCUGCACAGUUUUCUUUCUCCCGUGUCUCAUCAUCGUGCAAAUGGGACCAGAGCUCACGGUCACCAAUCUCAGCAAAUUAUGGAUCAUACCGCUUUGGGGUCUUGCCAGCACACUUCUUGCGCAUGGUGUUGGAUGGCUUGGCCAGAAGGCGCUCAAGAUGCCGCACUGGACAGUUGUCGCCUCAGGUCGCCCAAACGCGAAUGCUCUUCCUCUUCUGUUACUUCAGUCCUUGCAGUAUACCAGCGUGUUUGACGACCUCUCUACGGCCGGAGAUUCUGUAUCUGAUACCCUUGACCGUGCCAAAUCCUUGAUUCUCCUCAACGUCAUUGUUCAGCAAACGUUCACGUAUCAAUUUGCGCCUUCAGUUUUGAAAAUGGACAAGCCGAAGAUCAUGGAUGCGAAUGGGCGUGAUAUAGAGAACCAAGCGUCAUCAGUUCCUGAAUCCCGUCAGCAAAUACCUCCGAUCGUGCAGGAUAGAGAACAUGUCGGAUUACUGCAGGACACGAAUGGGCACUCCUAUGGUACGAACGGAGAAGCCCACUACUCCAAAGCCUUGAAUGCUAUCGUGGACCAACCCGAUGUUCACUGGCCACGAAGUGUGAGCGUCGCGGAGAAGCCGGUGAAGAAAAUACUCCGCCAUAUGAGCCCACCAUUGAUUGCUGCUAUCAUUGCCUUUAUUAUUGGGAUAAACCCUCCUUUGCAUGUCAUGUUCUAUGACAAACAUGGCGCCAUAUACAACUCCAUCACUCAAAGCUUGAAGAAUCUGGGAGACCUGUUCAUCGCCCUUCAAACAGUCGUCGUGGGAGCGGAGCUUGCCCUUGUUCCUCACACCAAGCCAGGUAUCCUACCGACCACAUACACGCUUGCAGUUCGCUUCGUAAUGAUGCCUGCUGUGAGUCUUUUGUUUGUAUGGGGUACCGCUGGGCGAGGCUGGUAUGUGGAUGAUAAACUUGUUUGGUUCCUGUUGGUCCUCAUUCCUUCGGGUCCAUCGGCCAUGCUCCUUGCGAGUGUAGCAGAAUUGGUCAACGUAGACCAAGGUCCCAUCACCGGAUACCUCACUAUAUCUUAUCUCUUCUCGCCCUUUAUCGCUGUAAUUUGCUCCGUGGCUUUGAAGGUUGUUGAGGCCGCUGGAAACCGGUUAUGAUUUUUCAGGGACUUGAGUCACGUCGUGCAUAUCCUUAUACUCAAAGAGAACACAUACAACUAUGACCCUAAGAAUAUAUACCGUUAAAUGGUUGUAGUGACUCCUGCAAUGGUAGACAAACAUAUAUGAUGUCAUUCAACCUUGCACACUAUAAAAGGCAAAUGCUUUAGAAAUCAACAGAGACAAAUCUC